AUGGUCGCCGCCCGCGCCCGCGACGGCGUGAUCGUCGUCACCUUCGGAAACUACGCCUUCCUCGACUUCAUCCUCACCUGGGUGCGCCACCUCACCGACCUCGGCGUCGACAGCCUCCUCGUCGGCGCCAUGGACACCAAGCUGCUCCGGGAGCUCUACUUACGGGGCGUGCCCGUCUUCGACAUGGGCAGCAGGAUGGCCACCGAGGACGCCGGGUGGGGCUCCCCCACCUUCCACAAGAUGGGCAGGGAGAAGGUGCUGCUCAUCAACGCGCUCCUGCCUUUCGGGUACGAGCUGCUCAUGUGCGACACGGACAUGGUGUGGCUCAAGAACCCAUUGCCCUACCUCGCCCGAUACCCCGACGCGGAUCUCCUCACGUCCAGCGAUCAGGUCAUACCCACCGUCACCGACGACAGCCUGGAGAACUGGAGGGAAGUUACUGGUGCAUUCAACAUUGGUAUUUUCCAUUGGCGACCCACUGAACCUGCUAAAAGGCUGGCAAAAGAUUGGAAAGAUUUAGUCAUAUCUGAUGAUAAGUUGUGGGACCAGAAUGCUUUUAAUGAUCUUGUACGCAAAAAAUUUGGACAGCCAGUUCAAGGAGGUGAUCUGGUAUAUUCUUAUGAUGGGAAACUGAAGCUGGGAGUACUACCGGCAAGUAUAUUUUGCAGCGGCCAUACAUAUUUUGUGCAGGGCAUGUAUAAGCAGCUUCAUUUGGAACCAUAUGCAGUUCAUACUACUUUUCAGUAUGCGGGUACUGAAGGAAAGCGCCAUAGAUUGCGAGAGGCAAUGCUUUUCUUUGAUCAACCAUCUUAUUAUGAUUCUCCAGGAGGUUUCCUGUCAUUUAAACCUAACAUUCCAAAAAGUUUGCUAUUAGACGGUGCUCAUACUGUUGAAUCUCAUUUUGAGUUGGUUAAUUAUCAGCUGAAGCAAAUAAGAACCGCACUUGCAGUCGCGUCCUUGUUAAAGCGGACACUGGUAAUGCCUCCAUUAUGGUGCAGGCUUGAUAGAAUGUGGUUUGGACAUCCUGGAAUUUUAGAAGGAACUAUGACCAGACAACCUUUUCUCUGCCCGAUGGAUCAUGUGUUUGAGGUUCAUGUUAUGCUAAAGGACUUGCCCAAGGAAGAGUUUGGUCCACAUAUUGAUUUCAGAGAGUACUCCUUUCUUGAGAAUCCAUCAUUACCUAAAGAGGUGAAAGAUUUGUUACUCGAUGUUCAACUCUGUGAUGAGCAUAGCUCCAGAUGCUCUGGAGUUGAUGAAACCGAUAAGCACAGAUCCUUUCUUUUACCAAGAAAUAGUACUGAAGAAAAGCUGUUGGAUUUGUUGUCACCAUAUAAGGAUGUCAAAAUCAUACAAUUCUCAUCUAUGGUUGAUGCCUUCGGUGGUUUUGCUGAUGCAGUGAUCCUAAAUUCCAUCACUGACAUCUCAGGAGUAAUUCCAGAUAGCAUUGGGAAGCUGGAGAACCUGACGGAGCUACACCUGGACAACAAUAACCUGUCGGGCCUUGUUCCAUCAUCAGGGGGGAAUCUCACCAGGCUCCUUAAGCUAUCGGCGAGCAGCAACAACCUGGGAGGAUCGAUCCCAAGGAGUCUUGGAAAGCUUAGCGACCUCAUCAGUCUUGAUUUUUCAAGCAAUUACCUGAACGGUUCGAUUCCUGAAGAAAUAUUCCAGCUGCAGUCUCUUUCGUUGCUCCUGGACUUGUCACACAACUCCCUCUCCGGACCACUUCCUUUCGACGUUGGAAGAUUGGCUAACCUCAACACGUUGAGCUUGUCAGGAAACCAGUUGUCUGGCCAGAUACCGACAACCAUCAGGAAUUGCAUAGUUCUGGAGGUACUCUUACUGGACUGUAACUCGUUCCAGGGAAGCAUACCUCAGGCUCUAGGUGACAUCAAGGGUCUCCGCGUGUUGAACCUGACCAUGAACAGUUUCUCUGGUGUGAUCCCUGAUGCCCUUGGUGACAUUCACAGCCUGCAGCAGCUGUAUCUAGCACACAACAACUUGUCCGGGCUGAUCCCAACUGAUCUGCAGAAUAUGACAUCACUGUUUAAUCUGGAUUUGUCCUUCAAUGAUCUGCAAGGUGAAGUGCCGAAAGGAGGUUUCUUUAGAAACUUGUCUUACUUAUCGAUUGCAGGAAACAAAAACCUUUGUGGUGGAAUACCUCAGCUUCGCUUAGAUCCAUGCCCCACGUCCGUUGUGAGAAAGAACAACAAGAGUAAGAGGUGGUUGAAGUAUGUUAAAAUAGCUCUGGCGGCAACAACGGGUGCGCUCCUGUUCUUAGCAUUAUUAACUGCAAUUAUUCAGUUGAUCUACAAAAACUCUAAGCAAAGACAGAAGAGAAGCCAUCCCCUAGCCCCAGUAACCGGAGAACAAUACGAAAGGGUUUCUUACCAGGAACUGUCAGACGGAACAAAGGGAUUUUCAGAUGCCAAUCUGCUUGGAAAAGGCAGCUAUGGCACAGUCUACAAAUGCGCUUUCAUUGGUGAGGGAACUAUUUGGUACUCGAGUUUAUGCCCAACGAGUACGGGGAAGGCUGUGGCGUCUCCAUCCUCGGUGACGUUUACAGCCUAG
Messenger RNA from Miscanthus lutarioriparius, 2568 nucleotides. The record is from the annotation of a GenBank genome assembly. NCBI's taxonomy places the organism in Eukaryota, Viridiplantae, Streptophyta, Magnoliopsida, Poales, Poaceae.